UCAUCUCAGGUCGAGACAUUCUACAGCAAGAGUCUAGUCACGCCCGCCUUGCCCAGUGAUGUUUUGCAAAAUGUUGCGAAUUACUCGGUCCAAAAAGCCAUGUCCAACAACCGCAACUGGUUCAUCAUCAUCGAUCUAUAUGGGGGUGCCAACUCGGCCAUCACAAAGGUGCCCAGCAACGAAACGGCCUAUGCGUUUUGCGAUCCCAACAAUCACCUCUUUCUUUACGAGUUUUACGACCGUGUAAACUUUGGCUCCUACCCAUCAAAUAGGUUUGAAUUCUUGGACGGCUGGGUCAAGAGUUUCACCGAUGGGCUCACCAGAGACCAAUGGGGAAUGUACAUCAACUACGCCGACCCGACUAUGAAUCGAACCACGGCGCAGGAUGUCUACUACAGAAAGAACCUGCCGAAGCUGAGAGGGCUAAAGACCGAGCUUGAUCCCACCGAGCUCUUUUACUACCCACAGGCUAUUUAG
This is a messenger RNA of Podospora anserina S mat+, 477 nucleotides long. RefSeq lists its product as uncharacterized. NCBI's taxonomy places the organism in Eukaryota, Fungi, Ascomycota, Sordariomycetes, Sordariales, Podosporaceae. Gene Ontology annotation, molecular function: oxidoreductase activity; flavin adenine dinucleotide binding. The record is from RefSeq and is a predicted model, not a curated record. The transcript has a single exon. The annotation marks the transcript as partial.